Molecule: messenger RNA, 483 nt
Organism: Eutrema salsugineum
Lineage: Eukaryota; Viridiplantae; Streptophyta; Magnoliopsida; Brassicales; Brassicaceae
Exons: 3
Coding region: 13-483 (156 amino acids)
Source: RefSeq, a predicted model, not a curated record
GAGAGAGAGAGCAUGAAAAAAGAGAGAGGAAGAAGAAUGAGGCCAGGAGUAGAGAAGAAGAUAUCUCUGGAGGAAUACGUUGAUUUCUUCAACUCUGGAAAGUCCAUCGACUUCACCAUCGCCUACCUCAAUCAGAUCGUUCAUAUGCACGGUUUCCGAAAGCUGCACAAAUCUGCUAAGAAAAUUGUAGGUGAAGCCGUGGACGCACUGGAUCUACUAGAUCUCUCUCGCUCAACUCUGAAACAAACCGGAGUCUCUUCAUCAGCUACCCAAACGCUCGACGAAGUAAUAACCGACAUCGAAGCUCUCAAAUGGCAGGAAUGUUGCCUCACCUCACUCCAGAUCAUCAAUUUUGAUGAAGUUACUCGAGCAGGGGCCGCCAAACCCAAACAGAAAUCGAACAAGAGAAAGAUUGGAAAAGAAAAGGCGAAGAAGAUUAAGAAGAAGAAGAAGAAGAACUCAAAGAGCAUAUCAGAUCUGUGA